AUGGCGCAGCUGUGGCAGCAGAAGAGGUGGAGAUCGUCGACCAAGCCUAGGUACAAUCACGGACUGGUACCGCCGCACAUCGCCCAGCAACUCGCGCCAUUUGCGUUCCCCGACCAUCCAUUCCACGAUCCCGCCUCCCCGCCGCGUUACUCGCUCGAGUGCGAACUUCUCUGGCGUGCCGUGCCGGAGGAGACGUGGUUGACCAAGGUGGACCACGAAGCCGGGGUCUUGGGGCAGCUGUACACGGUGCAGGAGAAUCCUGGCGAAGGGAGGACAGUACAAGCCGAGCCCAAGGAGUUGCAGCAGGAACUGGCUGAUCGCGUCUACGACGUGAGGAUGGGCUACACGGUGCUCGUCCACGCGCAACAACGCUUCUACGACUGGCUUCGCAGGCGGCAUCUUCCGGUGCAGUACGUCUAUCAAGGUCUCGAAGAGUACGCGGAGGGUUCUGCAGCAGGACCGUUGCCGUAUUGGCCGCCGGCGGCGCGGCACAAGUGCUCAGAGGGUGCCAAUGUGCGGGCAGAUUGGCUGUUGGGGCGCUUUGUGGCCGAACGAAGCUGCACAGGACAUCUGGGCCCAGCGCAACUCGCCUUCCUCAACACCGACGAUCCGAGCUACUUCAACGACUGCGUAUUGCCGGCAAUCGUCGUCGUACCGCCGCGCAAUCCUUCAGCACGCAUCAUGGGUCUCUCGCGUGCCCAAAAACCCGCUCCGCCUCCCCUUUAUUCGUCUGAUGAGGACAACGACGAGCCUCAUUGCACCGAUUCGUCGCCCGACUCGUCCUUCUCCAAGGGUCACUCGUCAGACUCUGGCCGCGGCCUGAUUUCCGACCUCAUCGACCUCGACAACGAACCCUGCCCCCCAUUUCCCCGUUCUUACGCCGCACUCUAG
Molecule: messenger RNA, 891 nt
Organism: Rhodotorula toruloides NP11
Lineage: Eukaryota; Fungi; Basidiomycota; Microbotryomycetes; Sporidiobolales; Sporidiobolaceae
Exons: 3
Coding region: 1-891 (296 amino acids)
Source: RefSeq, a predicted model, not a curated record